AUGCUUCGGUCAUGGAUUGGCAGCGGUACACUCCGCUCUCUUUGCGCUCGACGCUUAACUCAAGCAUCUCUCUCCCAUAAAGCCCUUUUCUCCUCCGCGCCAACCCGCUAUCUCCCGCCCUCCGCAGAUCGUGUUCCCCUCCGCAAACAACUCAAACAGGAAGUUAAAGCCCUUCGAUCACAUAAGAGACAACGCAAGGAAAUAGAGGAGGCUUCAAGGGAAGACUGGGAAUUGACAGUUGGUGUGGAGAUCCACGCGCAAUUGGAUACAGAGACCAAACUAUUUUCCCGGGCACCAACGUCGACAAGUGAUACUCCCAAUUCCAAUGUCGCUUUGUUCGAUCUGGCGUUCCCGGGUAGCCAGCCGGCAUUCCAAAUCGCAACUCUCCUACCAGCGCUCCGCGCUGCUAUUGCACUGAACUGCGAGAUACAACCAGUCAGCCGGUUUGAUCGGAAACAUUACUUCUACCAAGAUCAACCGGCGGGGUAUCAAAUCACACAAUACUAUGAACCAUUCGCACGAAAUGGCUACGUUGACCUAUUCGAUUAUGACGGAAUCGCCCCGGAAGACGGUGAACAUGUUCGCAUUAACAUUAAACAACUCCAGUUAGAGCAGGACACAGCCAAAUCCCAGGAAUACCCGCCCUCGACACAACUUCUCGACUUCAACCGUGUAUCCCAUCCCCUUAUCGAAAUCAUCACCAUGCCACAAAUUCACACUCCGGCGACGGCCGCAGCAUGCGUUCGAAAACUGCAAGCUAUUGUACAAUCAUGCGGUGCCGUGACUACGGGAAUGGAGAUGGGCGGUCUUCGUGCAGAUGUCAACGUCUCGAUCCGACGCCGAGGUGAAGCCCCUGGGCAAUAUCAGUACGACGGGAUCAGCGGGCUGGGUCAGCGUACUGAAAUUAAGAACCUCAGUAGCUUCAAGGCGGUAGAGGAUGCCAUCAUUGCCGAGAAGAACCGUCAGAUCGAGGUACUCGAGAGUGGCGGUGUCAUCGAAGGAGAGACACGUGGAUGGACAAUCGGCAGCACAGAAACUCGCAGACUUCGCGGCAAAGAGGGCUCAGUCGACUACCGCUACAUGCCCGACCCUGAUAUCCCACCACUGAUCAUUGGAGAGGACCUACUCUCUAGUCUCAGAGACUCUAUUCCGACAGCCCCAGACUCUCUCCUUACACUACUCGUCGGAUCCGAGUUCAAUCUACCAAUUGAAGACGCCAAACCACUCAUCGAAUUAGACAAUGGAGCCCGUCUCGAGUACUAUCACGAUGUGGUAGAUAUCCUCCGCAGUCUUCAAGUAGACCAAGAUGACAAAACGCGCGCCAGUCUUGCACGAGUAGCAAGUAACUGGGUUUUGCACGAGCUGGGCGGGCUCUUGGCCAAGGCAGACCGGGCAUGGGACCCGGAGAUCGUCCCAGCUCAAUCCUUAGCCCAUCUCAUCGAUCACCUACAGCGGAAACUCAUCACCGGCCCGACGGCCAAACAGGUGCUGGCCACCAUCUUUGACGGGGACCAUCGACCAGUGCCGCAACUGCUAGAGGAGGAAAAUCUCCUGCUACGACCUUUAUCGCGGGAAGAAUAUCUAGCUCUAGCGGAAUCAGUCAUUGCCCUGAACCCACAGAUGGUCGAUCAGAUCCGGAACAAGAACCAGCUAGGUAAAUUGGGUUGGUUCGUGGGACAAAUGAUGCGCACUGGUGAAAAGGGCCGGGUAGAGGCGCCUAAAGCAGAGGAGAUUCUCCGGGAGUUAAUUUUGGGAUAG
Molecule: messenger RNA, 1758 nt
Organism: Penicillium griseofulvum
Lineage: Eukaryota; Fungi; Ascomycota; Eurotiomycetes; Eurotiales; Aspergillaceae
Product: glutamyl-tRNA(Gln) amidotransferase subunit PET112
Exons: 4
Coding region: 1-1758 (585 amino acids)
Biological process (GO): glutaminyl-tRNAGln biosynthesis via transamidation; mitochondrial translation
Molecular function (GO): glutaminyl-tRNA synthase (glutamine-hydrolyzing) activity
Source: RefSeq, a predicted model, not a curated record